Molecule: messenger RNA, 591 nt
Organism: Caenorhabditis remanei
Lineage: Eukaryota; Metazoa; Nematoda; Chromadorea; Rhabditida; Rhabditidae
Exons: 3
Coding region: 1-591 (196 amino acids)
Source: RefSeq, a predicted model, not a curated record
AUGUCUAACUUCUCCUGUUUUCCGUUUCUAAAGCUUCCAUUUCUGCCGUUGCAAAAAGUUGUACACAAUUUAUGUUGUACUGAAAUAACUGAGCUCUCACUGUGCUCCCGUAGAUCAAAACGGUUAAUGCAAAGCAUUCGUCAUCCAGAACCCACCCACAUUGAAAUAACUAUUGAUCGACGUCGGAUGUAUGUUUCACUUAUGCAUAGAUUUGAAGUUUGUUCAUUAUGGUCUAUAAUAGCUGAAUACGAGAAAAGAUUAUUAGAAUUCUACCGAGAUGACAUCAUUGGAGGCGCUUCUGUCCGAGUUAUGAAACUCGGAGAUUCGAGAUUCAAUAUCGACGCUCCCCAACAGCCUGAGAAUGCCAUAAAAGCUCUCGUUAAUCACAUGAAAGAAGUAUUCAAACUACCGCUUAUAGUGGAUUUCCGACCGAAUGGAAUGAACGAUUUUCUGAGAUUUAUUCCCAUUUUCCCAGUCUGCAAACGUUUCCUUUUAUACGGAACCGAGCCGAUUUCAAGUCAAGAAUUGAAAUAUAUUGAAGAUAAUGUUGUUGUUGAAGAGAGAUAUAACUGCAUGAUACCAGUUAACUGA